Messenger RNA from Orycteropus afer afer, 2238 nucleotides. It is a transcript of the gene EXT1, whose product is annotated as exostosin glycosyltransferase 1. Lineage: Eukaryota; Metazoa; Chordata; Mammalia; Tubulidentata; Orycteropodidae. The transcript is spliced from 11 exons. Bases 1 to 2238 code for a protein of 745 amino acids. Gene Ontology annotation, molecular function: glycosyltransferase activity. The record is from RefSeq and is a predicted model, not a curated record. Gene Ontology annotation, cellular component: membrane.
AUGCAGGCCAAAAAACGCUAUUUCAUCCUCUCAGCUGUCUCUUGUCUCGCCCUUUUGUUUUAUUUCGGAGGCUUGCAGUUUAGGGCAGCAAAGAGCCACAGCCGGAGAGAGGGGCACAGCGGUCGGAAUGGCUUGCACCACCCGAGUCCGGAUCAUUUCUGGCCCCGCUUCCCGGACGCUCUGCGCCCCUUCGUUCCUUGGGAUCAAUUGGAAAACGAGGAUUCCAACGUGCACAUUUCCCACCGGCAGAAGCGAGAUGCCAACUCGAGCAUCUACAAAGGCAAGAAGUGCCGCAUGGAAUCCUGCUUCGAUUUCACCCUUUGCAAGAAAAACGGCUUCAAAGUCUACGUGUACCCGCAGCAGAAAGGGGAGAAAAUCGCCGAAAGUUACCAAAACAUUCUAGCGGCCAUCGAGGGCUCCCGGUUCUACACCUCGGACCCCAGCCAGGCGUGCCUCUUUGUCCUGAGUCUGGAUACUUUAGACAGAGACCAGUUGUCGCCUCAGUAUGUGCACAAUUUGAGAUCCAAAGUGCAGAGUCUCCACUUGUGGAACAAUGGUAGGAAUCAUUUAAUUUUUAAUUUAUAUUCCGGCACUUGGCCUGACUACACCGAGGACGUGGGGUUUGACAUCGGCCAGGCUAUGCUCGCCAAGGCCAGCAUCAGUACUGAGAACUUCCGACCCAACUUUGAUGUUUCUAUCCCCCUCUUUUCUAAGGAUCAUCCCAGGACAGGAGGGGAGAGGGGGUUUUUGAAGUUUAACACCAUCCCUCCUCUCAGGAAGUACAUGCUGGUAUUCAAGGGGAAAAGGUACCUGACAGGGAUAGGGUCAGACACCAGGAAUGCCUUAUAUCAUGUCCAUAACGGGGAGGACGUCCUGCUCCUUACCACCUGCAAGCAUGGCAAAGACUGGCAAAAGCACAAGGAUUCUCGCUGUGACCGAGACAACACCGAGUACGAGAAGUAUGAUUAUCGGGAAAUGCUGCACAAUGCCACUUUCUGUCUGGUUCCUCGUGGUCGCAGGCUUGGAUCCUUCAGGUUCCUGGAGGCUCUGCAGGCUGCCUGUGUCCCUGUGAUGCUCAGCAAUGGAUGGGAGUUGCCAUUCUCUGAAGUGAUUAAUUGGAACCAAGCUGCCGUCAUAGGCGAUGAGAGAUUGUUAUUACAGAUUCCUUCUACAAUCAGGUCUAUUCAUCAGGAUAAAAUCCUAGCACUUAGACAGCAGACACAAUUCUUGUGGGAGGCUUAUUUUUCUUCAGUUGAGAAGAUUGUAUUAACUACACUAGAGAUUAUUCAGGACAGAAUAUUCAAGCACAUAUCACGUAACAGUUUAAUAUGGAACAAACAUCCAGGAGGAUUGUUCGUACUACCACAGUAUUCAUCUUAUCUGGGAGAUUUCCCUUACUACUAUGCUAAUUUAGGUGUAAAGCCCCCCUCCAAAUUCACUGCAGUCAUCCAUGCAGUGACCCCCCUGGUCUCUCAGUCCCAGCCAGUGUUGAAACUUCUCGUGGCUGCAGCCAAGUCCCAGUACUGUGCCCAGAUCAUAGUUCUGUGGAAUUGUGACAAGCCCCUACCAGCCAAACACCGCUGGCCUGCCACUGCUGUGCCUGUCAUCGUCAUUGAAGGAGAAAGCAAGGUUAUGAGCAGCCGUUUCCUGCCCUAUGAUAACAUCAUCACUGAUGCCGUUCUCAGCCUGGAUGAGGACACCGUGCUCUCUACCACAGAGGUGGAUUUUGCCUUCACAGUGUGGCAGAGCUUCCCUGAGAGGAUUGUGGGGUACCCUGCGCGCAGCCAUUUCUGGGAUAACUCUAAAGAACGGUGGGGCUACACAUCCAAGUGGACGAAUGACUACUCCAUGGUGUUGACAGGAGCUGCUAUUUACCACAAAUAUUAUCACUACCUGUACACCCAUUACCUGCCAGCCAGCCUAAAGAACAUGGUGGACCAGUUGGCCAAUUGUGAGGACAUUCUCAUGAAUUUCCUAGUGUCCGCUGUGACAAAAUUGCCUCCAAUCAAAGUGACCCAGAAGAAGCAGUAUAAGGAGACAAUGAUGGGACAGACUUCUCGGGCUUCCCGCUGGGCUGACCCUGACCACUUUGCCCAGCGCCAGAGCUGCAUGAAUACGUUUGCCAGCUGGUUUGGCUACAUGCCGCUGAUGCACUCUCAGAUGAGGCUUGACCCCGUCCUCUUUAAAGACCAAGUCUCUAUUCUGAGGAAGAAAUACCGAGACAUUGAGCGACUUUGA